Molecule: messenger RNA, 1237 nt
Organism: Dendroctonus ponderosae (mountain pine beetle)
Lineage: Eukaryota; Metazoa; Arthropoda; Insecta; Coleoptera; Curculionidae
Gene: PQBP1
Product: polyglutamine-binding protein 1
Exons: 4
Coding region: 94-948 (284 amino acids)
Biological process (GO): alternative mRNA splicing, via spliceosome
Cellular component (GO): nuclear body; cytoplasm
Molecular function (GO): protein binding; ribonucleoprotein complex binding
Source: RefSeq, a predicted model, not a curated record
AAUCCACAGAUCACAGAGUACCUCUGUAUAUCCCCUAUCCCCUGUGAUAAGCCCUGUUCUAUGGAUCCAAUCAGCGGAUAACCUAAACGUUUGAUGCUGCCUCGAAAAUCUGUUUAUUGCUUUUUUUUUAUAAAACAUUGGUUUAAUAUGCCGCUUCCUCCAGCGCUAGCGGCUAAAUUAGCCAAAAGAGGCCUGAUAACGUCUAAGCAAAGGACAGUCGAUCCCCUAAAGAAGCCCGAUUUCAAAGGCCUAUCGACUUGUCCCAACAAAAAUAAUAUAUUCCAUGAGUGCAACCACUGGUGUGAGACUCAUUGGAAAGGAGUGCCCAAUCCUGAUGCCAAAUAUCUUCGAAACAUGCAAAAGCUACUAUCCAAAUAUCCUUUACCAAAUAAUUGGACGGAGAUAUUCGAUAAAGGACUGGGAAGAUAUUAUUACUGGAACAUGGAAAACGACAUUGUCACAUGGCUACCUCCCAAGCAUCCUAAAGCAAUAUUAACGAAAAGUGCUGCCAAAUUAAGAGAAUGGCGUCUACAAGAUAAAAAGCAGAAGGAAAUGGAUGAGAUGCUUAGAAAAGAAAGAGCCGAGAGAGACAACAUGGGCAGAGAUCGUGACAAAGACUCUGAUGAUGAGGACAGAAGUUACAAAUCAAAAUAUUCGGACAGGAGAGAUAAAGAACGAGACAGGGAUGACCGAAGAGGCAAAAGAGAACGCGAAGAUCGCUAUAGAAGAGAUCGUGACAAAAGGAAAAGAGAUGACCAACUUGAUCCUAUGGAUCCAGCAGCUUACUCCGAUAUUCCCCAAGGAACGUGGAGUGAUGGAUUGGAAUCGAAUAAAACCAGAGCAGACAGCACUGCUUCCGGUGUGCUUUUCCAACAGAGACCUUAUCCUGCUCCAGGCGCGGUUUUGGCUUCAAACAGAGAAAAGGAAGAAAAAGAGCGAAGAAAGUAAAAGCGUACUAUUCUAGGUACAUGCGUGUAUUUUUAAAUAAAAAACUUUACUCUUACCUAAGCUUUACAUUGCUAAUUAGAAUGUAAAGAUUUCUUUCCGUGGAAUUGGAACGCUAUUAGUUUGACCGUCGUUUUUUUAUUCUCGAGAUGUAAAAAAAAUUCAGUAAAAUGCACACAUUUAUUUAUAGAAAAUACAGUACUUAGAUAUAUUUACAGGCUUAUUAUUACCAAAUUAAGAAUGCUUAAUGCCCUAAUAAAAUAAAUAACUUAGUAAGAGUUGAUAUAAGAAA